UCAGUUAUCUGUGCGUCAUCGCUACCGGCGAGCCGCAUUGUUUACAUCUGUGUUAAAGCCAGAUGGCUGUUAGCAGCGGAACGAGACAGCUGUAAAGCUGUCCCUCUUUGUGGACCAUACGUGCUGUGACGCUCGUUUUAAAAUAAGCGGCUAGUAUGGUUUAUAUUAGGUAAGGGUUAAGUGUUUGUUAUCGCUCGUGUUUCCUCGGGUAUUUAGCUGGUUAACCUUGUUUAAACUAGUGUGCAGGUUAGGGGAAAUCCCUCCUUCGUCCACUUGUGUUUGGUUUCGGUUUGUAUCCCUCUGGGUGCUCCUCUGGCUUUACAAAUCCUCACUGACUGUCAGCUGAUUGAAAGAGGAAAGAAGAACAAACUGGUGAAAUAACCUUUCCGUCCUCUCUCCUGCUGGGACAUGUUGGUGGACGAAUGAUCAUGAGCAGUUAUGUCUAACUAGAGAUCAUUACUGUUGAAAAAGAAAAGGGAACCGAAACCUCGGAUGUUUUAGUUUUUACAUACAGUUUGAACAGGUUGAAUGAUUUGAAGCCGUUUCAGCCUCUCAGCUUGAUGACCGCGCGGGCAGAGUUCAACCGUCACGAGCCAGCAUGUCGGACACAGAGAGGUCCUUGCCCGCCGUCAGGAGGCUCAGCUAUGCCGUGGGACACUUCCUCAACGACCUGUGCGCUUCCAUGUGGUUCACAUAUUUACUGGUGUUCUACCACUCCGUGCUGGGCUUCCACAACACAAAUGCAGGUAUCUUGUUGCUGGUUGGUCAGAUAGCCGAUGCCAUCUGUACACCCCUAGUUGGCUAUGAGUCAGACCAAACAUCUGGUUGUGGAAACUAUGGCAAGAGGAAGACCUGGCAUCUAGUUGGUACGCUGAGUGUGGUGGUGUCUUUUGCCUUCAUCUUUAGCCAGUGCCUGGUCUGCAACCUUCACACUCCUGAGUGGGCCAGUUUGGUCUACUUUGCCCCAUUUAUUAUCAUCUUCCAGUUCGGCUGGGCCGCCACGCAGAUCUCUCACCUGUCUCUCAUUCCAGAGCUGGUCACCUGUGAGCAUGCUAAAGUAGAGCUCACUGCAUACAGGUAUGCGUUCACUGUCAUAGCCAACAUCACAGUGUAUGCACUUGCUUACCUGCUGCUCCACGCUCAGGCUGGAGAGGAUGAAGACUCUUUGGGACCAGCAGACGUCAACAUCUUCAGGAACCUUUCAUUGAUCGUGUUGGGGAUCGGCGUGCUCUUCACCAUUUUCUUCCACCUGGGAACCACAGAGAACCACAAUCGUAGAGAACACAAAGAAUCUGGAGGAGAGGAGGAAGAGGAGGCUGAAGGGGAGCGGAGGCCAUUGUUAUCUUCUACUGUUUCUUCAUCCCUUCUGCAGUGGAAAUGUUGGCUCCAGCAGCCAUCGUUCUACCAGGUGGCGUUACUCUACAUGUCCACUAGGUUAAUCGUGAAUCUCUCUCAGACAUACAUCUCGAUGUAUCUCCUCAACACUCUUGGGCUGCCCAAGAAAUUCAUCGCUACAAUCCCUUUAGUCAUGUAUGUGAGUGGCUUCCUGUCCUCCUUCAUCAUGAAGCCUGUCAGUAAACAUAUCGGGAAAAGUCUCACCUACUUUGUGGGCCUCCUGUUGAUCAUGGGGUUCUCCUACUGGGUGCUGCUGGACAAAAGAAUGGGUCAGCAGAUCUACGGGGCUGCUGUGCUGCUGGGAGCUGGAUCAGCCACCAUCUUGGUCAUAUCACUUGCCAUGACUGCCGAGCUGAUCGCAAAUCAGACGCAAAGUGGAGCGUUUGUGUAUGGAGCCAUGAGUUUCACCGAUAAGUUGGCUAAUGGAGUCGCAGUCAUGAUUAUUCAAGCUCUGCACCCCUGCCAUGGUGUGCUGUCCAGCCUGUGUGUGGUUUUAUCACUACAUCAUGGUCAUAGUGACCGGGGGCGUGGCCGUCAUUGCAGCUUUGGCUCUCUGCUCCAUCCUCAUCUGGCCAAUCAAGAUCAGACCACGUGGCCUGCAAGUCAUCUCUGAUGGUACAACCACAGUUAACUAAGAAGACCCCGACGAGAUCAGCUUCACAGGGAACAUCGACUCUGAUCUUAGAUGAACAGCGGGGGUUUCUCGCAGUUGUUUCUCACUGAGAUUAGCUUACAGUUUUGCAUUGGAAAUGUACCCAAUAUCUAUGGGAAUUUCCUGACUGAUCAGCUGCUUGGAACAAAAAAGGCAAACUAUUCCUUAUUCCUCUGCACUAGGCUGACAUUGUAGCCUCUUUGCACCUUGUUUUCAUAAUUUUCCAAAAAUGCUUGGUUUAUUAGAGAAAAUUAUCAUAUGGGUCCAUUUCAUUUUGUUUUGGUACUGAGGACGUCCUUUGAGUGAAAGCAAACGCAGCAGAGGCAAUGGUCAGAUAAACAAAGGGAGUCCAACAUUCUCUUGUUUUAGAUUUGAAACACUGUUGCCAGUCCAAAGAAUGGAUGACAAAGGGAACAACUGUGGAACAUUUGAAAUCCAAUGUUUUGUCAGGAUCAGCCAGUUCAGUGCAAAUGUCUCCACGGCAUGACAUCCUGAUAAACCACUACAUUCACUGCCCACCUUCAGAAAGCUGGAUCCUGAAACGCUGCUGGCGAGAGGGACAGUGGAACGCAUCAGUGGCACUUAAACAGGAAUCGACCUGGAGUUAGGCUUUGUCUUCUGUAUUUGUUUUCCUCAGGAGAAAAAAUGGUGAUUUGUGGAUUUUUUUUCAGGUAUUUAAAUCAGUUUGUGUUGUACCAAAACGAAAACUAAUAAUCAAACUCAACCUAAAAAUAUUUUUUUAAAUGAAAAGAAACAUGAACAGUUAAAAUGUACCUUACUGAAAAAUGUGAAAGGGAUCAAUAUCUAUUGUAUAAAUUCAUACUAUAAUGAAGGGAAUCAUGCUGGUGGAGCAGCAGAACUGGAACGUAUGUGUGACUGGGAAUUAUGGGAAGUGCUGUUGAUCAAACUCUUAAACCAAAGCUGUGCUUUUUGACCUCAGUGAAAAUUUAAACUACAUCUGGGUAUGCUGCCCUAGUCACCCAUGUAAAAAUAUGUGCUGUUGAUAAAGGGAUUGUUAUGAAAUGAAGUGAAACAUUAAAACAUGUCUUAAACCCAAA
Messenger RNA from Girardinichthys multiradiatus, 3105 nucleotides. RefSeq names its product major facilitator superfamily domain-containing protein 12-like. The record is from RefSeq and is a predicted model, not a curated record. NCBI's taxonomy places the organism in Eukaryota, Metazoa, Chordata, Actinopteri, Cyprinodontiformes, Goodeidae. The transcript is spliced from 11 exons. Gene Ontology annotation, biological process: carbohydrate transport. Bases 599 to 2008 code for a protein of 469 amino acids. Gene Ontology annotation, molecular function: symporter activity. Gene Ontology annotation, cellular component: membrane.